This is a messenger RNA of Andrographis paniculata, 3280 nucleotides long. Its product is annotated as pentatricopeptide repeat-containing protein At1g22960, mitochondrial. Lineage: Eukaryota; Viridiplantae; Streptophyta; Magnoliopsida; Lamiales; Acanthaceae. The record is from RefSeq and is a predicted model, not a curated record. Gene Ontology annotation, molecular function: protein binding. Bases 156 to 2402 code for a protein of 748 amino acids. The transcript has 4 exons.
ACGACGACCCUCAUUCGUUUCGGCGCUGGUGGUAGCCUUCGCCACCACGAACAUUUUCUGCAUCAUCAAGCUUCCAUUUACUGCGGUAUUCAUUGAUUUCUUCGUAUGAAUGUGCUCCGUUUUUUCUCCCAUUGACGGAGCGAUUCCAUCGCAGAAUGAACCUUUGCAUCAUAGCUUCAAAAUCUUUGAUUUCGACGAAGAACAUCGGCUUCUUGUAUUACGUCAGUGUCAAGGUACGCUUUAUCCUAUUCUCUUCUUCCGCGCGCCAUUUUCACUGCUCUUCGGAAUUGAACAGCGAUAGUUGCAAGGCUGAGGGAAACAGUGGUAAUAAUGGAAUUGACGUUAAAUCCUCCUACGGAAUUUGCAAAAAUCUAAUACUAAAAACAGUUGCGGAAAACCCUAGGGUAUUUAGGAAUAGACACCGCGCUGUUCCGGAUUAUUUUAACGCUUUGGUGUUGGAUUCCGAUUUGUUUCUGAGUGUAAUUAAUUCAAUUCGUAAUCGGCCGAGAUUGGUGCUGAAGAUGUUUCGUUGGGCUGAGGUUCAGAAUGGGUUUAAGCAUUCUAAGUAUGUAUUUUGUGUCGUGCUUGAAGUGUUGGUGAGAAAUGGUUUAUUCAGAUCUGCUUAUUGGGUGUUGGAGAGGGUUAUUGAUGUUAAUAUGCAUAGCAUUGUUGAUUUAUUGAUUGAUGAGUAUUUAGAGAAAGAGAUAUCAUGUAAAGUGCUUGAUUUGGUAUUGUGGUUGUACACGAAGGAGUCGGAUGUCGAGAGAUGUUUGUCAUUGUUCGACAAGAUGGUGAGGAGUGGUAAGCUGCCGGAUGUGAAGAACUGCAAUAGGAUUCUUAGGAUACUUAGGGAUAGAGAUUUAAUUGUUAAAGCCAGGGAAGUGUAUGAUCUCAUGGGUGUGUUUGGGAUAAAGCCGAGCAUUGUAACGUACAAUACGGUGUUGGAUGCAUAUUGUAAGAAUGCAAACAUACAGCAGGCGUUGGAUCUUUUGCUGGAGAUGCAGGACAGGUGUUGUUCGCCUAAUGACAUUACCUAUAAUAUUCUGAUAAAUGGAUUGUCGAAGAAAGGUGAGUUUGAGGUCGCAAAAGGGUUGAUUGUGGAGAUGCUGAGUAAAGGGUUGAAUGUUUCGGCUUAUUCGUAUAACUCUUUGAUAAGUGGGUAUUGUCAGAAGGGGAUGCUUGAUGAGGCAGUGGGACUCGAAAAAGAGAUGAAAAUGAGGGGAGCUUCGCCAACAGUACCUACAUAUAAUGCAUUUAUGCACGGCUACUGUAAACAAGGGAGAGUUAGCUAUGCAAGGCAGUGGAUAUCGGUCAUGGUGAAGAAGAAUUUGUCUCUGGAUUUGAUUUCGUAUAAUAUUCUGAUAUAUGGGUACUGUCUGUUGGGGGAGAUAUCUGAGGCUCUUGUCUUGCUAUCAGAGCUACGAAAAAGGAAUAUAUGUCCAUCUGCUGUUACAUACAACACAAUAAUUGAUGGGCUUUCUCAAAAUGGGGAUUUAGAACGAGCUAAAAUGUUGAAAGAUGAAAUGAUUGAUAAUGGAAUUUAUCCUGAUGUUUUCACCUAUACGAUUCUCAUUAAUGGUUCGUACAGAGUGGGUAAUCUAUGGAUGGCGAAACUGCUUUAUGAAGAGAUGCUGUUGAAAGGUUUGGAGCCCGACCGAGUCGCAUACACAACAUGUAUAGCAGGUGAACUGAGGCUAGGAGACGUAUCUGCUGCCUUUAAAUUGCAAGAAGAGAUGUUAGCAAAAGGAUUCCCGCCUGAUGUAAUAACGUACAAUGUAUUUGUCGCUGGAAUUUCGAAAUUGGGCGACUUAAGUGAAGCUUAUGGACUGUUGCAGAAAAUGAUUCAGGAUGGAAUUAUGCCGGAUCAUGUUACAUAUACAAGCAUCAUCCAUGCUCACUUGGAAAUCGGCGAGCUUUGGAGAGCUCAAAAAUUGGUUCAGGAAAUGCUGAGUAGGGGUUUGUCGCUGACGGUUGUGACAUAUACCGUAUUAAUUCAUGCACAUGCUGAUCAAGGAAGGCUAGACCUAGCGUAUAUAUAUUUCUUUGAAAUGCAGGAGAAAGGUACUACCCCGAAUGUGAUCACGUACAAUGCCCUACUAAAUGGCCUCUGCAAAUUUGGGAAAAUGGAUGAAGCUUCCGAGUUGAUUUCGGAGAUGGAGUUGAAAGGAAUAUCAUGUAACAAAUACACGUACACCAUUUUGAUAAAUCAGCACUCUGAUCUCGGUAAUUGGCAGGAGGUAUUGAGGUUGUAUAAAGAAAUGCUGGAUAGAGGAAUUCAGCCUGAUUCCUGCACGUAUAGUGUGAUGUUCAAGCAUUUGAGAAAAGACUACAGAUCGCUUGCAGGAAAAGAACUCGAACGCAUACUUCUAGAUGAUAGAGAGGCAGAUGAGGCUGUUACUUGAACAUUGCUGCUCGGCUAGGCAAAUCUUGAAAACUCCUGCUCUUCCGCAGUACAGCAGGCUCUGGAUGGAUGCUUUACCAGGCACAAGUAGGGACUUCCCGCAGGCAAUGUUUAGCAUUAUUACAUCACAAGCUGUCAUCCUCGAUGUCUGUUUUUGAACCACUUAGUUGAGCUUUUUGAUUCCUUUCGGUGAUGGUCAUAUAGCUCUGAAACUCACAGAAAAAUACACACCUCAGAUUUUGAAGGCCACUCAUAUCACACGUUUGUUUCGAGGAUCUGCUUUCAGUGCCUGAAAUUUUAUCUGGUAUCUCCCUGUUGACAAAGCCGGAAACUUAAACUUGUGCCAGAGUUGAUUUCCUACUUGGCUGUGCAUAUCAUCCUCCCAAGAAUUCCGUGCUAAGGAGAGUUUCAAAGGGCGACAAUAAGGUUACUGAAAAAUCAAUGCCUUUUAAGCAGCCACAGCCGGGGAUCGGCUUCUACCUCGACCACCACACGAUAAAUAAACUUGCACAGGGCGGCGAUCGAACAAUACGAGUGCCACAGAGCUCUGAGAAAGAAGUAGUAAUUUCCUUGCUGGAUGUUUUGAUGUGUACAGCACAAAUGUUGGAGGGAUUCCUUAACUCGGAAAUGGUUCGAUUCUUUUAAUGUUAGGUAAGAAAAGCAUUCAAUUUAGGUGCACCUGUGUAUUCCAUUCAUUCAUUCAUGUUAUUCUUGGUUUGGUUCUUACACUCCACCAGCCAACUGUAAUGUUGUAUGUAAAUGUGUCUCUUUCUGUUAGCUGUAAAAUAAUUCUGCCCUUAGCAUAUCAUUUAUCAUAUCAUGUGGGGAUCCCUUUUUGGCAGUCACAUGUAUUAAUGAAAAAGGGGUUUUAUUCCUUCA